AUGGAUACCACCCCUGGUUUUGUUAACCUACUCAAUAACCAAUCGUCCUUUGACCUUGAUUCACCCGAACCUGUUUGGUUUAGUACAGAGCAUUCCAUAGCCAUCGAUUCCACCCCUGGUUCUGAUCAGUCUGCUGUCAAGGAGAGGAGGAAAUGGUCUCCGAAAGAGGAUAAAAUCCUUAUUGGUGCAUGGCUUAAUACCAGUAAAGACCCUGUGGUGAGCAACGAGCAGAAAGUUGGUACUUUCUGGAAGAGGAUUCAAGACUACUACAACUCAAGCCCUGAACUGGUUGGGACAACACCUAGAGAGCUUGGUCAGUGUAAGCAGAGGUGGGCUAGGAUUAACGAGCAAGUCUGCAAGUUUGUUGGAUGCUUUGAAGCGGCUCUGAGGGAGCAGAGAAGUGGUCAAAAUGAUGAUGAUGUGAUGAAAGCCGCCCUAGAUAUCUUCUACAAUGACUACUCCAUCAAGUUCAACCUAGAACAUCCGUGGAGGGAGCUGAGGCAUGACAAGAAAUGGUGCUCCACCUUUCUCGCUAAGGACAGUGUGAAGGAAAAGCGCAAACAAGCGGUGGAGGUUGAUGGAGAAGAGGCAGUGGGAGCAGGAGAGGCUAGACCUAUUGGUGUCAAGGCUGCUAAAGCUACUACUAGUAAGAGGAAGAAGAGUGGUAGAGAAGAGGAGUUGGAAAAGUUACACGGUUCAGUACAAGGUCACAGGUGCGAAUGA
Molecule: messenger RNA, 723 nt
Organism: Brassica oleracea var. oleracea
Lineage: Eukaryota; Viridiplantae; Streptophyta; Magnoliopsida; Brassicales; Brassicaceae
Product: glutathione S-transferase T3-like
Exons: 2
Coding region: 1-723 (240 amino acids)
Source: RefSeq, a predicted model, not a curated record